This is a messenger RNA of Racocetra persica, 433 nucleotides long. NCBI's taxonomy places the organism in Eukaryota, Fungi, Glomeromycota, Glomeromycetes, Diversisporales, Gigasporaceae. The record is from the annotation of a GenBank genome assembly.
CUUUGAAUCACAUUAUGUUUAUAAAUAUGUAUAUCAUCCUCUUGAUACAGUUUUAGAUGGCCUGUUGCAACACUUUCAUCUUCAUGAUCCCGAACAUCUUGCAAAGUGUAUUGCAGAAUGCAAGAGUUGGCAUCAUCAGCCGCCCUUUGGAUUUUUACCUUCUACAUUUAAUCAAGCCUGGGAAUAUUUUAAUGAUGUUGAGGAUAAAGAAGGAAAAAUUAUUUCUAAAGAAAUUAUAAUUAAAAGAAAUGAUACAACUUGUCUUCGGCCAAGUGGAAAUUUUGAACCUUAUUAUGGUGAUAUACAGACUGGAAUUACAUAUAUUCGGGUUUAUCUUCGAAAAGUUGAUGCUGCAAUUACUUAUACGUAUGAAGAAUACUCGUUAUAUCUUUUGAUGUGUGAAGUAAAAUUACCGAAUGCAUCAAGUUGUGGU